CCGAUGUGCGACUUCCAUAAGACUACCCAUCCUUGUCAGCAAAGCUAUACGGCGUCGACCUGUUGGCCUUUGGUUGGACAUAGAGCCGUCGACAAGUCCUUUGGAUUGGGCUUUGCUAAGAGGAGCACGUCCUAGGCUCAUUCGCGAGAGUGAGGAUAUUAGUGAAUUAGCCAGAGUGAGAAAAGGGCGCAGAUUUUCUGGUCGCCAUCAGACCCCGCGAUCUCCACAAAGCUACUGACCAGUCCUAUGAAGACAUCGGCUCCUCAUCAUCCCAUUUCUUCUCGCCCACAAGGACAGGCUGCAGGCCGUUCGGGUGAUGGCCAGGCGAGCCUAUCCCACGCAUGUUCCUGCAUUUUUGGCUCUUGCAUCCGUCCUUUUCAUUAGCUGCGGCGCGAGCUGUAUAUAUUAACUUGGCUGUUGGACAGGGCCAAGGCGUCUGUCAAACGACACCGGUCCGCCACCGGCCUAUUCAUUAUUCUGGAGGUCUUGAUCAACCUAGAAUGUGGACGCGUCCCCUCAAAUUCGCCCAAGGAUUACCCCGAAAUCGAAGGGUUGUCGAAGUGGUACUCACUGAUUGGGCCAGUGCCAGUGUGUGUAAGUCGCUCCACGGUCGUCUUGAUCUUUGACAGGCCAUUCCGGACCAGAUGGCUAGGUAUGCUUCUUGGUCUACGAGCUCGAGGUUCACCGCGAGGAACGUAGCAUAGCGUACAUAGCUUUACCAUGCGCUGCCAUUCUUCUGGAAGUCUACAGCAGCAUCACGCUAGGUGUAUGCAAGCUGGCG
Messenger RNA from Colletotrichum acutatum, 781 nucleotides. RefSeq lists its product as uncharacterized. The transcript has a single exon. Lineage: Eukaryota; Fungi; Ascomycota; Sordariomycetes; Glomerellales; Glomerellaceae. The record is from RefSeq and is a predicted model, not a curated record. The coding region runs from base 342 to 626 and encodes 94 amino acids.